Symbiodinium necroappetens is the source of this 1377-nucleotide messenger RNA. The record is from the annotation of a GenBank genome assembly. NCBI's taxonomy places the organism in Eukaryota, Dinophyceae, Suessiales, Symbiodiniaceae.
AUGACGUACCAGUUCGUGGAGGCGGGCGCUCAUGUCAUUGAGCCGCUAUCUUGGGACGAGUACUUUGAUUCCGAUUGCAAGAUUGAUGUGAAUCACACCAUUAAGAAUCUGAAGCCCAACUUAGUCUGGUUCCAAGGUGAUGUUUGUUCUUCUUUACUCCACAAGAACAUCCAGCACACUAUUGAGUGCCAGCUCAACUGUGGUGGUUCGGUAGUUCUACAGGCUCAACUUCGUGAUCCAUUCUGGACAGCGGUGAUCUACGCACUCUUCGCCUUGGACAACAUGUCGGCCUUGAACAGGAAGGCUACCCGAACCAGGCACUUGCGGUAUGCAGGUGCAGAUGAAGGGGUCUUGAAAGCUUGCAAAAAGAUGCGUUGCGAGGUAUGUGACAGAAAUCAGAACACACACGUCGCCCGCCCGGCGACACUUCCUUCGCUACUCGACAUGAACCAGCUCGUCAGCAUCGAUGUGUUUCAUGCCUUCGAUGUUGAUCGUGUGCGACAUGAGUUUUUGUCCGUGAUAGACCAUGCUACCACCUUCCAUCUGGUGUGCGAACUUCAAGGAACAAUAUCAACCGACCUCGAGACAGGUCUUCAGGAGAUCCUGCAAAGGGUGAUCGACGAAAAAUCUAUUACCAGUGAAGACAUGCAUCUGGCGGUGCAGGCCGCUUUCGGCCGUGAUCCUCGAUGUCCAGAGGAGUUGUGCGGCAGCAACGAUGAGGACAGCAGCGAAGAUGGCAUUCUUCCGUACACAACUGGAUUCGAAAUUCAGGAUCGAGAAGGUGGCCACCAAACGGGGUUCCUGGAGAGGAACAUCUUCGUCCUUCAUCACCAGAGGCCGUACUUCAUCCUGACGGAGAUCCUGGACAGGAUCACCAAGCGCCUUCUGAUGAGGUCAGCCGAAGACAAGCAGUUCAAUGAACACUUGGACCACCAGGCACUCAAGCCCUUGAGCGUCGAAGAAUCCGCUGAUGUUUUGCGACAUCGCGAUCCAGACGUCAAGUGCCUUGAAACGGAUGCCCCAACAAUCAACCGCCUGACCAUUCUCACUCUCCUACAGGUUCUGGCGAGCCGCAGGAAGACCCACGACUGGGUCGCAGCCGCUGGGGACAUCACCGCGGCUUUUCUGAAUGGUGAUGACAUGGAUCGCGAACUUUAUCUUCGACAACCCAGGACCGGGCUUAAAGGGCUGGAUGCAAGACAAUUACUUUUGAUCACAAAAGGGGUGUUCGGGCUACCUGAUAGCCCUCGCAAAUGGUGGAGACGACUACGACGCGAUAUGCUCAACAUCCGCAUCCACAUUGAGGGAGAAGAGUGUUUCUUCACUCAAUGCGCUCUCGAUCCAUGCCUCUUUCAGCUGGUGUCGGCCAAGGACCCC